Musca domestica (house fly) is the source of this 2155-nucleotide messenger RNA. Its product is annotated as dipeptidase 3. Gene Ontology annotation, molecular function: metallodipeptidase activity. The record is from RefSeq and is a predicted model, not a curated record. Lineage: Eukaryota; Metazoa; Arthropoda; Insecta; Diptera; Muscidae. Gene Ontology annotation, biological process: proteolysis. The coding region runs from base 386 to 1762 and encodes 458 amino acids. The transcript has 4 exons.
AUCGAAACUGCUGGGCAUAACGUCAAACGUCCUUCGAAGUGGCAAACAUCCCCUAGGCAGUGCGCAGAAUCCCAAAUUGGUCUUGUCAAUUAUGUUUGUACUCUGUUUUCUUUUCUUCGAUGGUGUACUAAAAGAGGAACACAAAUCUACAAUCAAUAAAGCUUUACCUUAGUCUACGUACACCUGAGCGAAGUAAGGAGCAAAGCGGACAUAGCAAUAAUAAACUCCGCAGAGUCUUGUUUUGUGUUCACUACUUGUUGGUUUUGCCCCAAGAAAAACCACACAACUUGGAUGCAUUUCUGAAGCGAGGAGGCCCAAAAGAAAAGCCCAACAGCAUUGAGACUUCAACGACGCCAACAUCGAGAGACCAUCAUAGCGGUUCGCUAUGAAUACAGUGCCAAAUCAUGCUUUCAUCGAGGUGCAUGCCCUGCAUCCUCAUCAUCAACAUCAACCCCAUUGCAAGCAACAGUGCUUUGUUUUCACUGAAAUAGCGGAUAUAGUCGAACUACCCCCCGAGAUAACGAAAAUUGGCAGUGAGAAGGUGCAAAAUGGAGUGGUCAUAUCGCCGUAUACCACGAGUAGCAAGGAUCCAUGUGGUGGGUCGUCAACGGGCAUGGAGUCGCCCAUCGACUCGGAGACGAAAUCUUCGCGGAGUAAACGAAUUCUCAUUGUCUUGGCCAUAAUGAUGGUUUGUAUUGCAAUGGCGGGCGGAAUACCAUUAGCCUUACAGCUGCGGCAGUCCUCGCUGUUAGAGGCCCGCUUGGCUUUCAUAAGACGUUUGCUCAGUGAGGCGCCCUUGAUAGAGGGCUCUUGGGCGCCAACGCGAGACAUGAACUACAGCAGUAGUAUGCGAGAAAUGCGACAAAAAUAUGUUGGGGCCGUUCUCUGGCCCAUAGCAGUUCCGUGUGGAGCUCAAUAUUUGGAUGCUGUACAACUGGCAUUGGAGGGUAUCGACGAGGCUAGACGAAUAACAGCUGUCACCGAUUCGAUGCAUAUUGUCGAGUCGGCUGACGAAAUGGAACAAACACAUAUCAGGGGAGAAGUUGCCGUGCUGAUGGGCCUGGGCGGUGGCCACACGUUGGGUACUAGUUUGGCCGUUUUAAGGUCAAUGUAUUUGUUGGGUGCUCGUUUUGUUUCCAUCACCAGUUUGGAGUGCACAACGGCAUGGGCAGCAUCGACCAAGAAUCUAGAUUAUCUUAUGGAAUCGAAUGCCACAAAUUCAAUUAACGAUUUUGGAAAGACCAUGCUAUUCGAAAUGAACCGCAUUGGUAUGUUAGUGGAGAUCUCACAUCUUUCGGAGGCUGGCAUGAUUGCAGCACUGAAAACAGCCAAGGCACCAGUUCUGAUGAUGAACGCCGCACCUGCAUCCUUUUGCAAUAGUACAAAUGUAGCUUCCAUACCCGAUCGUGUUUUAAGCCUACUUCCGGAUAAUGGCGGAGUUAUAAUGCUCAAUUUGGAACGUUGUGGAGAACGUUUGCUGGGUGUGCGUGAGGCCAUUAACGCAAUCAAUUUUGUUCGGAAGGUGGCCGGUGUCGAUCACAUCGGUCUGAGUGGGGCACCCAAAGGAUAUGCCUUUCUUUUGGCCGAGUUGGCACGCGACAGGGUGUGGGGUAAUGCAGCCAUCAAGAAACUGAUUGGCGGCAAUGUGGUGCGCAUCCUGCGUGAGGUGGAAACUUUGAAAAAUCGCCUGCCCCUUUACGAGGAGUGGAUACCAAAUGAAUUGGUGGAGAGCAAUUCGUAUUGUCGCUAUCCCGAAUCGUAAAUCGAUCGGUAGUGAGAGGGCAUUCUAUUCGUUUUUUGAUCUUGCUGCCUCCCCCUCCACCCUCAUCUGUCUAUUGAAGAGCACAAGUACACUCACACAUGCGUACCGGUAUUUUAAGUGAUCUCUUUUUGUCUGCAAAGAGUGAUAGAUCGGCGGCCGUUCGGCCUGCAACACCUGUAUUUAGCAAUAUUUUUAAACGAUAAACCAUAUUUAAAGUUGUUAUUUAGUUAAUUCCUUUCAAAUUGAAAUUCUUAUCGAAACCGUAUUGAAAAAUAAAAAAAGAAAAACAAAAAUAAAAAUAAAAAUAAGACGAAUUAAAAAUAAACCACAAAACAAACAAAGAAAACAAUAAAGAACCAAUUUUCAUUGUAACGUUCAAGAGUUUAAAAUAUU